UACUUGAAACCCAGAGGCGAAGCUUAGCGUUUGGGGAACAAGUUCAGGAAGCUGUGUCUACUGAUAAGUCUAGAACGAGAACGUAUGUAGCUUUAAAAUAAGACACCGUUUAGACUUGUUUCUGUCUUAGCCUUCAAUAAGAAAAGGAAAUACAGACUUUUUUGUUGAUUUUUUUGGUGUUUGAAUUUCCCCUGUUGGUCCCCACUAGGACGUAUGGUGUCACACACACCCUGACUCCUGGAUAUGGCAGGUCUCUAUGGACUGAAGAUCCUGCUGCUUUGGGUCGGGCUGAUUGGUUUGGCCAUCUGUCAGACGAGCAAACCAAUUCCAACGGCAGGAAACCCCCCCAGUGCAGGUCCCAACGGCAAGAACAACAAUGACACAGUAACAAGUGUAGCCACCACUACCACCACCUUGCCUCCACGCACCUCUUCAGCUAGCCCCACACCUCCACGCAACCUGACAACGUCAGACUCCUCAACCCAGACGCCCCCUUUAGCAAAUACCACCGGUGUAACAAGUGUAGCCACCAUUACCACCACCUUGCCUCCAAGCAUCAUACCAGCUAGCCCCACACCUCCACGCAACCUGACAACGUCAGACUCCUCAACCCAGGCAUCCCCUUUAGCAAAUACCACUGUUGCCAAGGCGGACCACACCACUGCAAGCACCUCUACGGAGACCACACUCCCAGACAAUAAAACCACCACAAUCAGUGCCUCUAAUAUCACUCACAACCAGACCUCUCCUCCAAGCACUCCACCCACCACCCCAAUGCCUUCCACGACCCCCAAAGCCCCCCCAAAGCCAACAUGUUCAUACACCGUUACACCAAUCCAGUUUGGCCUGCAGUUCAGCAUCACAAGCUCACCCAAUGCUACCUACAGUGUAAAAGUUGAAUGUGACCAUGAACAUGCAAAGACAGAUCAGUCUUCCAUAAUAAAUAUGACAGACCUGAAGCCCAGUACCAACUAUAACUGCAUGGUGUCAUUUAAGCCUGACAGUGAGGCUAAUGGCAGCAAUGACUGGAUAUCCUGUGAGGCCUCAAGUGGAAGUCAGUUGACAAAUGAACUGAAUGAAAGAGACAUUAAUGAAGCUGACACCUGCAUCCAUGGACAAGUUUGUUAUGCAAGCCAAUGGGAUAUUAGCUCUGCAAUGACCCGAAAAAAUUAUCCAAUUACUUGCCAAAGCGGUCCUUUGAAUUCUUCAAAAGCCUUCUGUUUCACGCCCAAAUUUGAUGACAUUUGCUCAAAUUUGACAACAAACUUCAGUUCAGGGAAUGUCGCCUUUAACAAAACCUCCUUCAUCAGUGUUGAGAAUUUCUUAAAUCAAAGUGAAAUUGAAGUGACUCCUCCUGCUACAAUUCCUGAAAAUCCUCCUCCUACAAUUUCUGAAAACUUCAAUCAAAGUCUACCAAGCAAAUGUCAAAAUCUCAAAAUUGACUACACCUGUCAUGACCUAAACACCUCUCAGGACCUUAAGCCUGAGUCUAAGCUGGAGCCCUUCACAGAAUACAAUUGUACUGGUCAGAUCAUGGACAACAACGUCAGCAUAGAUAAAUCAGUUACCACCAAGUUUAUGAUUAAUUGUGAUCUCAAAAUAGUUCCCAAAAUAAGCAGCAACACCAGUUCCUCCAUUGAACUGGAAUGGAACACCAGUAGUGUCAACUGUCCAGGUGUCUCUAAACAUCCGAACCUCUCAUACGUCUGCACUGUGUACACCCCUUUAUUUAAAAUGUUUUGCUAUGUAAUUUUUCACAUGUUGUCAUCCUUAAACAUAGUUACAGCUAACAGAAGUGAAGCUGGAGGAACAUGCAAUGUUAUUGGACUGGAACCAUACACCUUCUAUACAUGUACAGUACAACCCAUCUUCAACGGCAGUGCUGUUCACUCACCGACUGAAGCUCCGAGAAAACAAACUGAUCCUGGACGGCCCAAACGUGUGAAUGAUGUUCGAGUGAUUCUUAAAGACAAUAAUGCAUUUACAGUCAACUGUAGCAGACUUCAAACAACAGAUUUCCAUGGACCUCAUAAGAAGUAUAUAGCACGUGUCUAUGCAGGCGGUAAGGAAGAACGAAAUAAAGAAGCUGAGGAGAAUUGCUCUUUUGAAUUCACUGAUCUAAGCUACUCCACAGAUUACACACUCAAUGUGACUGCUUACAAUGGACAUCAUGAGAGUGCUCCGUCCAUCAAAUAUGUUUCCACUCGCUACAAUGACAGAGCAGUCAUUGGUUUUCUGGUCUUCCUCAUCAUCCUCACAUCUGUGGCCCUGAUUAUGGUUCUUUAUAAAAUCUUCAUUCUGCAGCGCAGGAAGUCCCUCAAUCUUGGUGAGGACAUGAUGCUCAUUCCGGCUCCAAACGAAGAGGAGAACCUGAUGAAUGUUGAGCCAAUCGCAGCCGAGGUUUUGCUGGAUGCCUACAAAAGCAAGAUUGCUGACGAGGGAAGGUUUUUCCUGGCUGAGUUUCAGAGCAUCCCCAGAAUAUUCUCCAGGAACUCACUAAAAGAUGCCAAGAAGCCCUGCAAUGCUGUCAAGAACCGCUACGUGGACAUCCUGCCCUAUGAUUUCAACCGCGUCCAGCUCACCACAGGAAAUGGCGAGGCAGGAUGUGACUACAUUAAUGCCAGCUUCAUUGAUGGAUUCAAGGAAAGCAAGAAGUACAUUGCAGCUCAAGGACCCAAGGUUGAGACCGUGAGUGACUUCUGGAGGAUGAUAUGGGAGCAACAAUCCUCUAUCAUCGUCAUGGUGACGCGCUGUGAAGAGGGAAACAGAAUCAAGUGUGCGCAGUACUGGCCAUCCCCAGAUCGAGAGACCGAGAUCUUUGAUGAGUUCAUAGUGAAACUGAAUGGAGAGGAUUGCUGCCCUGAUUACAUUAUCCGCCAUCUUAGCCUAACCAACAAGAGGGACAAAAACUCAGAGAGAGAAGUGACCCAAAUCCAGUUUACCAGCUGGCCAGACCACGGUGUCCCAGGAGAGCCCCACCUCCUCCUGAAGCUGAGGCGGCGCGUCAACGCCUUCAAGAACUUCUUCAGUGGCCCCAUCGUCGUCCACUGCAGUGCAGGAGUUGGCAGGACAGGCACCUACAUUGGCAUUGAUGCCAUGAUGGAGGGUCUGGAGGCAGAGGGGAGAGUGGACAUCUAUGGUUAUGUAGUCAGACUCCGCAGACAGAGGUGCCUCAUGGUUCAAGUGGAGGCCCAGUACAUCCUGAUUCACCAGGCACUGAUAGAGUACAACCAGUUUGGGGAGACGGAGAUUGCCCUGUCUGAGCUCCACAGCACACUGGGCACGCUCAAAGAGAAAAACUCCAGCACCGAGCCCACCCUGCUGGAGGAAGAGUUCGAGAGAGUCCCCAAGUAUAAAAACUGGAGGACAUUCAACACAGGGAUCGCUGAGGAGAACAAGAAGAAGAAUCGCGACUCGUCUGUCAUCCCAUAUGACUACAACCGAGUGUUGCUGAAGAUAGAUGAAGGUAGCAGUCAUGACAGUGACCAGGAUGACGAUGAGGAGGAGUCAUCUGAUGAAGAGGAUGAGGAGUCCACUAAAUACAUCAACGCCUCCCAUAUUGACGGUUACUGGGGCCCACGCAGCCUGAUCGCCGCCCAGGGACCGCUGCCAGACACCACAGCUGACUUCUGGCUGAUGGUCUACCAGAAGAAAGCAUCCACUAUUGUCAUGCUGUCUGAGUGCAAAGAGAGUGAUAAGGAGGUUUGCUCUGCCUACUGGGACAAUGAGAAGAAAACAUUUGGGGACAUUGAAGUGGAGCUGACAGCUACAGACACCUCCCCGACGUUCAUCACCCGCACAAUGCAGAUCCGUCACACCAAGAGGAAAGACAGUCGGCAAGUGAAACAGUUCCACUUCCUGAAGUGGGUGAACAGAGAGCUGCCAGAGAAAACACAGGAUUUGACAGACAUGAUCAAGAGCAUCAAGCAGACCCGUCACUAUGGCAACAGCAAGUCAGAAAAGAGCACACCCGUGGUGGUCCACUGCAGUGAUGGCUCCUCUCGUUCCGGUAUUUUCUGCGCCCUGUGGAACCUGCUGGACAGCGCUGCGACUGAGAAACUGGUGGAUGUUUUCCAGGUGUCCAAAAGUCUACGCAAAGAGAGACAGGGCAUGAUCACCAGCCUGGAGCAGUACCAGUUCUUGUAUGAUGCACUGGAGGGGGCCUUCCCUGUUCAGAAUGGGGAAGCGAAUGCAGUGCCUGCCGCCACCGCCGCCCCAGCAGUUGACUCUGUCAAGAUUGAAAAUGAAACCAAGGCAGCAGAGAAGGCAGAUGAGAAACAGGAAGAGCAACCAGCCAGCAGUAGCACCCAGGAGCAGCAGGGGGCAGCAGAGAGCACUCCACUGGUGGCUAAGGAUGAGAAUGAAGCCAAACAAGACGGGCCAGAUAAUGUGUCCAGUAGCCCCACGGAGAGUACACCUCUGGAGGGAGCCAGCAACGGCCCCACUGUCACUCUGGAGGUCUGAGAGCAGCAGACAGAGACACUCGUACAGCAAAGAUGAAGAUGCACUUCAGUUCUACCAAAGGCUGCCAAAAAAAGUUACACAUGCUUUAUAAUAUUUGAAUGCUUCAUUGAAUUUCUUUAUGAAUGUAUAAAAUGUAAAGCUUUGAUGCCAUGAUUUUAGUCAAGAUAUUUUGCAGGAUUUGACUAUAUGUUUUUAAUAUCAAUCUCCAAAAAUCGGAUUUAAAUAUUAAGCUAAGUUAUAAAAAGGUUCUUCUUGUGAGCAAAGUUUACUUUUUACUAGAAUGCUGUUGUCAAACUAUAAUCUUGGAUUUAUGGUAGAGACGAAGUUAAUGUAAUGAUGAAGUAUAAAUGAAAUAUUUUAUGUGAUAUCCUUCUUGCUAAAUAAAUGAGUGCUGUAAUCUGA
Myripristis murdjan (pinecone soldierfish) is the source of this 4866-nucleotide messenger RNA. It is a transcript of the gene ptprc, whose product is annotated as protein tyrosine phosphatase receptor type C. The record is from RefSeq and is a predicted model, not a curated record. Gene Ontology annotation, molecular function: protein tyrosine phosphatase activity; protein binding. The transcript is spliced from 34 exons. Bases 244 to 4464 code for a protein of 1406 amino acids. Gene Ontology annotation, biological process: protein dephosphorylation; negative regulation of protein kinase activity; positive regulation of peptidyl-tyrosine phosphorylation. NCBI's taxonomy places the organism in Eukaryota, Metazoa, Chordata, Actinopteri, Holocentriformes, Holocentridae.